Molecule: messenger RNA, 5328 nt
Organism: Zootermopsis nevadensis
Lineage: Eukaryota; Metazoa; Arthropoda; Insecta; Blattodea; Termopsidae
Molecular function (GO): interleukin-17 receptor activity
Source: RefSeq, a predicted model, not a curated record
GCGUAUGAACGGUGUGCAGUCAAUGUUAAGAAAAAAAAAAACAGGGUCUAGAGAUAUGUGUUUGGAAGAUGUUUGAAACAGUUCGUACUUCCUGUCAAAAUGACGGCUGGUGUGAAAAUGUAUUUUCGUGUGUUGGGAGUAUUAAGUAUUUUCGCGAUUGUUGCCCUCGAAUCGGCUGCUGCAGCUUUUAGUUACUGCUCUAAUGAUAGCGUAUCCUGCAUGACUCAGCUUUUACAUCUAAAUGCAUCUAAUUCAGCGUGUAUGGUGGUGUCAUACUUACAGUCCGAUUGUGCAAAAUGGUCAUUUAACGUUGGUGGUUUGUCUCAUAACCUUGGCGCAGUGGUGCUGAAGGCAUAUCCAUAUGAAGAGUCAGGGUACAGAUUAUCUGUCUUCAAUGUAUCAUUGACAGAUAUCAGAUGGACAUCUCUGCGUUUUAGGUUCAAACAGAAUGGGUAUGACAACAAACACUUCUGCAGAGAAUUUAAUGUGUCUUCAGAAUAUAGUAUUCCAGAACUUUUCUAUGACUGUCUUUGGACAAAAUCAAACUAUGAGGAGACAUAUUUUACUUUUGAAUAUGAGGCUCAAACACUGCAGCAUACUGAAGUCAGAAAAUAUGUGACAGAACUUCCCUCUUAUAAACACAUAGCGCCAAGAACCGAAUUGAAAAAUUGGUCACCAUUUUUAUAUGUUGAUGUUUCUGAGUCACCAGUCUUCAUAGCAAAAUGGCAACAGGCUCCUUCACAUUUUGGUGUACAGAACUACAGAGUACAAGUGUUCAGCAAGGUAGAAAGCUCAGAAAUGAACUUACAGGCUUCAGAAGUGAUUCCAGGAGCAAAUGAGAACCAUGAAUUGAGUUAUAAGUUUGACGCUUUCCAUAGUGGUGACUACCACUUUGAGGUGUGCAUACUCAGUAAUAAUUGUACUGAUGGUCUGUGUAAAAUUGCAAAGUCUCCAUAUAUAACUGUACGUACUUUUAUUCCAAAGACACUCAUAUUUUGUUGUCUGAUUCUUCUAUCUCUCUUCUUAUUUAUUCUGUGCGUGUGGAGGAGGCAGCAUCAUCCUGUAGUUGCAGAUGCUAAAUUACCGGUAGUGUUAAUUAUCUACACUCCAUCCCAUGCAGCUCAUGUAAAGUGCAUGGUGACAUUAACAGAAUAUUUGAGAAAUGUCUGUUUUGUCGAAGCACUGCUUGAUCAGCUGGAUAUUCAGGUCUCAGAGACGAAGGAUCCAUUCAUGUGGUGCAAUGAAGCAUUCUCUCGAGCUGAUUUUGUAAUGGUUGUUUCUUCACCACCGAAAUGCUGCAACCAAGAAGGGAUAUUUAGGAAUGUGGAUGUCAUUGCUCUCCACUUCUUGAAGGAGAAGUUCUCUGAACGCAACUCCAGACCUGAUUUCUUUUCUGUCUUGAUGCCGUACUGUACUGAACGUGAUAUUCCAGAUGAGGCAAAGAAUCUUCGAAUGUUCAAGCUAACCAAGGAUUUUGAUAAGAUGUUACGGUACAUUCAUAAUGGCGGUAGGUUUCCUACUGUUAUGGAUUAUGCAAGGACGUUACUUGGACCAAAACUAAGAGGAGGUAAGUCUGAUUUGAAUAGUAGAGGCUGCGUUCUGCUGGCAGCUAUGAAAGAAGCUGAGUACGAUUGCGUCAGAGUUUGUAAUUGCAAGAAACUGGAAGUUAAGGAGAAUGAUGUUAAUGGCAUUCAGAAUACAAGAUAUCUGCCAAAACUUUUGACUUCAAGCGAGGAAGGUAACGAGCUUGGGAGGAAUAUGUGUGGUAGCGACUCCACAGACUAUUUGUGUGAGAGUUCUGAACCACUUGAUGUUGAAUUACCAUUUUUGUUGGAUGAUUUAGACCUUACAGGGACUGCGCAGAUGAAGGUAGAGCCAGUUAAGAACAGUGAAGCUCUACUUUCAGGGGUUGACCUAAAUUCUAUGAAACUGUAGAAAAAUGAUUUUUCAUGUUUUGGUAAAAAGGUUUGUUACAUGAAUGGUAGUCUAGAUUUUUGUGUUUAUAGAAGUGUUUAACUUCACUGCUUGGAUAAGUCAAUAUUUUGUACUACUAUCUCAAGGCUCUCCAUAAUAUCAUUUCCACAGUAAUUUUUCUUUUAACUGCACACCAUUAUCAAAGGGUUUAAAAGGAAAAACUAUGACAUUUUCAGUCUCACUUGAUGUAAAAAAUAAAGGAGAUUAUGUUGUGUGCUGAAAUGAUCACAUAUUCAUAGUGGAAAAUGAGAUUCAUGGUGGUGAAGAUUAACGUUAGUAAAGCCAUGAAACUUUAAGGAGUUUCUGUACUUCUUUUAUCCUUAGCAGACAUGACAUGUUUAAGAAAGUUAAGCCACUUAUUAAGAGUUGUACCCAAAAGCAUUUGUUAAAUGAAGUGUGCCAAAUUACAGGUACAUGUGAUUCAUUUCAUACAUUAGUUAUACAGUGUCCACAUGAAUUCUCCCCCAUUAACAGAUUAAAUUGGGAGGGAGCUGCAACUGUGGUUUGUGGCGUUCUAUGGAAUAACUCAAAAAGUUUUACUUAGUACGCUUAAACAUGAUCUCUGUUAGUAGCUCUCAGGAUAUCUAAGCAAUAUUUGAUUUCAGCCCAUGUGUUGUUCAGCAUGUCAUGUGAUGAUUUGGAUGACAUCCGUAAUUUUUCUGCAGAGUUCAGCAACAUCGCAUAUCGAGGUGGCAUAAACCCUGUCUUUUACAUAACCCCACAAGGAAAAAUCAAGGGGGGUUAUUUCUGGAGAACGGGAUGGCCACCUGGUUGGUCCAAUUUGGACUUUGUACACACAUAAACGAAGUCGUUUAUGAAGCACCUUGUGAACUUUUUGAGACUUCUCUGAAAGGCCUCCAUGACACGCUCCACCUUUUCAUCAGACACACAUCUUUGCCUGAACCUGACUGCCACAAAACACUCCCUGUAGCCAGAAACUUGCCAUACCACACCUUUAUGGUCUUGUCUGGUGAAUCCUUCUCAAAAACAUGACUUUAAUUUCUUUGAACUGUAAUUGGUGAUUUAGUUUUCGGAAAACCAAACUACACAUUGAGCUCUCUCUUGUGGAGAUGCCGUUUUGUGUAUUGUUGAUUGCAGUGUCGCCACUGAUUGCCUACAAGACCUCUGGAAUGAAGAAAAUAAACUUUCUAAGUUGCUCUACAGAGUUUCGCAAACCCCGUGUUUCUAUCUUUCGUAGGUUUCACUUUCUAUUUGUUUGUUAAUGGGGGAGAUUUCAUGUGGACACUCAUGAUCUUACCCACAGUACAAUUUACUGGUUUACUAAUGCUCUUAAUUUGAAAAUAAUUGUUAAGUUUUGUAAAAACAUUCUGUAGAUAUGUAUGUAUACAUUGCAAACUGUAUUUUAUUAUCCUAUACUGUAGUGUGAAAUAAUUGUUAGUUUGAACUUUAAGUCAUUAGAAUGGUAGCCCUGUAAUAUGGGAUUUGAAUCUCCUAUUUCCUUAAAAAUUAAGAUUAAUGUAUUGGAAACUUUGUCUUCCAGAUCUCAGAAAUAUUUACUGUCUAGCAUGUACACAAAUUAAUAUACUCAGAGCAGUGAUUGUAAGUUUUCUUACUUAUAUAAUUUUAUUUUGUACUUAUGUUUUACAGAAUUUUAAUUUGUUUAAAACUGUUGCAGUGUUAUUCUAUUGUAGGUGUUGCUUAUUUACUAUUAGGGUCUGAUUCAGAAGAUGUGAACUUCAGAUAAAAAAAAGCAUAUAAACUAUCAUACUACAAAUUACUACAUUUGCUUUGCAAUAUCAUGUUUUAACAUUAAAAAUAAUUGAUAUGUAUAAAAAAUUAUAUUGAUAUAACCAGAAGUGACUGACUAAGAUUAUAAUUUUGAAACCGAAUUAAUCUAUUUUACACCAAUAAUACAUUGUCUUAUUGUUUAUAUCAUAUACAACAGUAAUAGAGACAUUCAUAGUCUUUUCAAAAAAUAUUAUACUGAUCUAUGAGUGAAGUAAUAUAUGCCAGCUGGCAGAUUUUGUUAAUGGCAUUUGUAUUGUGGAACUUUGGUUGAAAAUAUGGCGAAACUACAGAAAGAAGGCUUCAGAAGACAAUCGUCACAAAUAGUACAACGUUAUAACAGUAAAACAUUUUAUAAUUACCCAAUAAAUUAAAAUUGUUGUUGAGAUAGGUCCCUGAAAGAAGUAUGUAUUGGUCUUUUGUUUGUUAUGGCUGAAAGUUUGUGGUUAUGGGAAGAAUCAAAACCCCUUAUUAUAUAACUUUGAACAUCAUGAGGAUCUUCUGUUUUGGUACAGUACAAGAGGUACUAUUGUAUUGAUGAAGAAAUUGACCAGGAAUUUUAAGGGAACCUUGACUUUAUAAAAAUUGUUUUUAUAUGAUUGUUAGGUUGUUUGCCUCCUGCCAAACAACAAUUACAGUGAAUGGAUUGACUUGGCCCAUCCCUUGAAAUUGAUGAUAAAUAGCUUUUCAUAAAAUUAUGAUUUUCUCAUUAGUUACUUGAGCAUGGAAAACUAAUGUACUUGCACUGUCAGCUUAAGCGCUGUGGUUGCUUUCGUGCAUGGCGAAACCAGUGCUGUUUUGGUGUGGUGAAAAGGUAUUCUGUGUCCAAUGCAGGAAUUAAACCCCACCUUGCCAGAUCAUAAUAAAACACUCAAACUCACCGAGCUCGUAUGGUUUUCCACAUUAUUAAUUAAAACUUAAAAUAAUAAGAUUAUGGUAUUUUGUCAGAUUAACCCAUAAAACCAACUUUUACUUAAUAAUUCUUCCCUUAUUCAUUUCAUAAUUAAACAGCUGCCAAUUCUUAAUAUUAAAGGACAUACUUUAGUUCUUUUUGCAGUGUUGUCUCAAGUCUGAAGUGGGAAGGAAGCCUCUUUCUGAAAUUAUCCCCUAUUUAAUACCAAAUUAUUAAUGAAGCACAAUAGGAAUGUGUGCACUUGUUUUACAUGACACUUGUCAUAUCUCCAUGUCAUUCUGAAGAAAAUAUAUAUACACACACACACACGCACGCGCACACACAAAUGCGUAUUGUUUACAACCCCUGGCAGUUACUUAAUUGUUUAUGUUUAUGUUUACAACAGCAGAAAACAAAUCUGUACCUUUUGUAAUCCAGCAAGCAAAACUAGAAGUCAGUUUUGAUCAGGUGAUUGUUUCUGGCUUUGGAGGGAUGUUGACUAGUUGUAGACACACGGAACUUCAGUCUCUUGAAACGUUAAACACAGUUGUGACUUAAAAUAACUUUAUGCCACGUCACAUCUGAUAGCAGGUCACAGUGGGAUGCACUGUUCUUAGCAGUGAAGAGUUUCUUGAGGCAGAACACUAAAUUAUUCUUCUGUGCACUAGACGUGUAUAAUGUUCUCAUUCUAAUAAAUAGAACCAUAAUUGAAAACA